AUGAACUUCAGUCUCCACAACCCAGAGUCACUGCCUCGGACCAACUUUCAGCCAGAUGGAGACGAGCGGGAGGAGGGGAGGUUUGAAGAGGAGCAGGGUUACACUAAGGACAUGGUGACAGACUUUGAUGAGAAACAUGAUGAGUAUUUAAUAUUGCUUCAGCAGAGGAACCGGAUAUUAAAGCAUUUGAAAACCAAGGACCCCGUACAGUUGAGGCUGGAACACUUGGAACAGGGGUUCUCUGUCUACGUCAAUGGGGCCAAUUCUGAGCUGAAGACGUCACCACGCAAAGCUGUCCACUCCGACUUCUCCAGAAGUGCCUCCCACGCCGAGGGGACACAUGAUUAUGGACGAAGAGCCUUGCUUCGAGAAGCUGAAGAAGUCUUAAGACGCGGCUCCCGGACAGCCCCCAGCAAAGUCCAGCGUCGAGGAUGGCACCAGAAAUCUGUGCAAAUCAGAACAGAAGCUGGCUCACGGCUCCACAUUGAACCUCCGCUGGACUAUUCUGAAGAUUUCAAGCCAUGUGGGGAUGUGAAUUCCAAGUCAGAGGAUACAUCUGAGAAUCAUCCACUGGAGCUGAGAAAAAGCCUGGAGCUUAGUGCCAAUCCACAAAGGAAAGAGAAGGAUUGUCACAGUGACGAAUACGACUCCAUCGAGGAAGACGUACUCUCUGAGCCGGAGUCUGAGGACCAGCUGCUGGUGGCAGGAGGUCCCGGAGAUGACCCCCUGCCAAGUAGGGAAUUGGUACAGAAGGAGCUACUCAAGGAUCAGGAGACAGAGAGACCCCUUCCCCAGGGCCCAGACACCCUGGUGGUGCUGGGGUUUAACACCGCUUCCAAAAGUAAUAAAAGGGAAAGACAUUUGUCUGCGAAACGGAAGGACAGUGCUGAAGUUUUCUUUGCCAGCAAAUCUGAGCCCACCCCAAAUCACCAGUCCCCCGCCACACUCCCAGAUCAGGAGAGGUGCUGUUCCAGACCUGGAAGCCGACGAGAGAGACCUCUCUCAGCGAUGCGAAAAGCCGUGAGCGAGGCCGAGGACCGGGAGGAGGACGCCUCGGAGGUGCUCAGAGCCAUCCAGGUGGAGAACGAGGACCUGCAGAGAGCACUCCUCCGCAGACGGGCGGAGACUCCUGGGAGCCAGCCGCAGGAUGCGGAGAACCUACCAGCAAAACCGUGGGCUGGUCUGCUGAAGGACAAGGGAGAGACGUUGUCCCUCGAGCUGCCUCCUGAACCCCCAGUGACCAGCACACAGGAGCCGGGCCCAGAGCCAUCCGGAGCAGCAGGGGGCGCCAGAGCUGUCACCGACCCCACAGACAGGCUGGGCCUCUGGGGCAGCAGGCCACAGCAGAAGCUGCAGGAGGCCACGGGAAGUGAUCCUGCCCAACUCAGCCAGGGAGUCUCAAAGGGCGAGGAGCAGAAGGAGGAGCUGAGGGCGCCAAUGGGAGAGAGCCAGGAUGCCAUCUGCGUGGCCAUGGAGAUUCUGUCCAACUGGGGCAGCGCGGCAGAGGUGGGGCUCACCGAAGUCGAGUUCUUAGGCCUGAACGACGCCAAGCUUUACGUGUCGCCUCAUGAUGUGGCCCUCCAGAACGUAGGCACACCGGGGGACCUGGGCCUUCUCGUCAACCGGAACCUAGCUAGCAAGAAGGACCUUCCCGUGUGGACGUGCCCCUUCCAGCCACCUCUCCAGCUCGUCUUUCUUCUCCGAAACACACAGCAGCUGCGUGACUUCGGGCUGGCCAAGAUCCGGGUCUGGAAUUACUGGACAGCUGAUGGGGAUCUUGACAUUAGUGCCAAGGACGUGAAGCUCUAUGUCAACAAAGCCCUCGUCUUCGAUGGCAAGUUAGACAGAGGUGGCGGAGAGGCUCCAUUUACCCGGAGCAUCCCAGUGCACCUGAAGGACAGGAGGAUGGAGGAUGCCAGCAGUGCCCCCUCGGGAGAGAGCAAAGAUGCCCGCAUGAUGCCUGGGGCCGACGGGGACAGAGAGCUCCGUCCAAGUUGCUCACCAUCAGCUGGAACACUACUGGAUGUGAAGGUUUCUUCACAAGGAAAUCUGUGUGGAGAAAGGGUGAAUUCUACAAAUUGCACAAAGGACAAGUGGUCCGAGUUGGAGGAGGAUUUGAGACUGUUAGCUGCCCCCGUUGUGAUGGGUGACAUCCCCAGGGACCCCCGCCCCUCCCCACCUGAGAAACACCUUUCUCCCGAUGAGGAACUCUCUCUCCUCGAGCAACUGGAACACCUCAUGGGCAGGAACACCUCUCGGCUGCCAGAGAAAACCCCAUCCUGGUUACAGCCUUCUCCCAAAGAGAGAGGCCGGAAGCAAGGCGGCAGGAAGCCCAAACCCCCCUGGCUUAGUCCCGAGCGGCCACAGAGCUGGAAAGACCAGCUUCUGUCAAACGAAGGUGUCCGUGCGGGUGUUGGAGACACCGUGGCUGGAGAUGAGGGCAGCAGGCGUGAACAGGAGUGGACGGGCAGCUGGAACAUCGUCACCAGCGACAGACCCCAGAAGGUGACCCCCAGAGCCUGUGAGCCUGACUUAGACAUCUUUAACGUGCCAUCCAGCAGAGGGCGCCCUGCGAGUGGAAGGAGAAGCGGGAGGAAGGAUGCCCUGAGCGGUAGUCAUGGUGACGACCAGCCCGCCAGCACAGAAGAGGCCUUGUCCGCCCGCAUGCCGCCACGUCCCCGGUGGCGCAGCGAACAGGAGCACCUGCUUCACGAGUCCUGGAACUCCCUCAGCGCCUUUGACCUCUCCCACCGGGGCCGCAUCUCCAACAUGGACUUCCAGGGGGACGUCAUGGACGAGUUCCUGCAGCAGCAGCAAAGCAGCCGGCAGAGUGACCUCUCACCCUUCCAGAAGGGGGAAAAGCCUGAGCCGCUGCAGGGCCAGGAUGACGGCGCCAUCGAGGCGGACGACGGCAGUGACUUCAGAAUCCCCGUCCUACCGUAUGGACAGCACCUGGUCAUCGACAUCAAGUCAACAUGGGGGGACCGACACUAUGUGGGCCUCAACGGAAUAGAGAUAUUCAGUUCCAAGGGCGAGCCCGUGCAGGUCCUGAGCAUCCGAGCAGACCCCCCUGACAUCAACAUCUUGCCAGCAUAUGGCAGAGACCCCCGUGUGGUCACCAACCUCACCGACGGGGUGAACAGGACCCAGGACGACAUGCACGUCUGGCUGGCCCCCUUCACGCCAGGCAGAUCCCACUCCAUUACUAUUGACUUCGUGCACCCUUGCCAGGUGGCCCUGAUCAGAGUGUGGAAUUACAACAAAUCGCGGAUCCAUUCUUUUCGCGGCGUGAAGGACAUCACAAUGCUGCUGGACGAAGAGUGUAUCUUUAAAGGAGAGAUCGCCAAGGCGUCCGGAACCCUGAGUGGAGCCCCAGAGCACUUUGGAGACACGAUCUUAUUCACGACUGACGACGACAUCCUGGAGGCCAUCUACUGCUCUGAUGAGACCCUAGACCUGGAGGUGGAGAGUGUCUGCAGCCUACAGCACGAGGAGGCGCUGCGGAGACCCAGCACGGCGGACGGCGAGAGUGAUGACCGGCCCUUCACCCAGGCCGGCCUGUGGGCUGACGACCAGGUCCCAGAGCCAGAGCUGUCACCCAGUCCCCCGAUCCGUGAAGUCACCACACCAGAGCCAGGAGUCUACCACGGGCUCUGCCUCCAGCUGAAUCUCACCGCCUCCUGGGGAGACCUGCACUACCUGGGACUCACGGGCCUGGAGGUGGUGGGCAAGGACGGCCAGGCGCUGCCCAUCAGCUUGCACCAGAUCUCUGCCUCCCCCAGAGACCUGAACGACCUGCCCGAGUACACUGACGACUCGCGGACCCUGGAUAAGUUAAUCGACGGAGUCAACAUCACGAUGGAGGAUGAGCAUAUGUGGCUGAUCCCCUUCUCGCCGGGGCUGGACCACACGGUCACCAUCCGUUUCGACCGGGCUGAAAGCAUCGCAGGCCUGCGCUUCUGGAACUACAAUAAAUCUCCCGAGGACACCUACCGGGGGGCCAAGAUUGUCCACGUCUCCCUGGAUGGCUUGAGCGUCUCCCCCCCAGAGGGCUUCCUCAUCCGGAAGGGUCCAGGCAGCUGCCACUUUGAUUUUGCCCAAGAAAUCCUCUUUGUGGACUACCUGCAGCCACGGUUGCUGCCCCAGCCGACCAGGAGGCUUCAGGUGAAGAGCCGGGAGCACGCAAGCAUGGACUACGAGGCACCGCUGAUGCCCUGUGGCUUCAUUUUCCAGUUUCAGCUCCUGACCAGCUGGGGCGACCCCUAUUACAUCGGCCUGACGGGCUUGGAGCUGUAUGAUGAGCGAGGAGAAAAGAUCCCCCUGUCGGAAAACAAUAUCGCCGCCUUCCCGGACAGCGUGAACUCCCUGGAGGGCGUGUGCGGGGACGUCCGGACCCCUGACAAGCUCAUCGACCAGGUCAACAACACCAGUGAUGGCAGGCACAUGUGGCUGGCCCCCAUCUUGCCAGGUCUGGUGAACCGGGUGUAUGUGAUUUUCGAUCUACCCACCACCGUGUCGAUGAUCAAACUGUGGAACUACGCAAAAACCCCCCAUCGUGGGGUGAAGGAGUUUGGCCUCCUGGUGGACGACCUGCUGGUGUACAACGGGAUCCUGGCCAUGGUGAGCCACUUGGUAGGAGGCAUCCUGCCCACGUGUGACCCCACGGUGCCCUACCACACCAUCCUCUUCACCGACGACCCUGACACACGUACAGCCUGUCGGCUGAUCCCCUCGCCCAUCCCUGCCCGCAGUAACCAGGUGGAGGACCAGGACAUCCAGAUGAUGAACGAGAGCCAGGUCAUCACCAACUGCAGGCGGAAGCAGAGCGCUGCUGCGGACCCAGCCUUACGCCCUCAAACUUGCAUAAGCGGGAAGGAGCCAGCCAGGCGGUGGCAGUGCUGA
Messenger RNA from Elephantulus edwardii (Cape elephant shrew), 4902 nucleotides. It is a transcript of the gene KATNIP, whose product is annotated as KIAA0556 ortholog. The record is from RefSeq and is a predicted model, not a curated record. NCBI's taxonomy places the organism in Eukaryota, Metazoa, Chordata, Mammalia, Macroscelidea, Macroscelididae. The transcript is spliced from 28 exons. The coding region runs from base 1 to 4902 and encodes 1633 amino acids.